Messenger RNA from Pichia kudriavzevii, 2484 nucleotides. RefSeq lists its product as uncharacterized. The transcript has a single exon. The record is from RefSeq and is a predicted model, not a curated record. Lineage: Eukaryota; Fungi; Ascomycota; Pichiomycetes; Pichiales; Pichiaceae. Gene Ontology annotation, biological process: double-strand break repair via break-induced replication; DNA replication; DNA replication initiation. The coding region runs from base 1 to 2484 and encodes 827 amino acids. Gene Ontology annotation, molecular function: ATP binding; single-stranded DNA helicase activity; ATP hydrolysis activity. Gene Ontology annotation, cellular component: MCM complex; nucleus.
AUGGAUACUGGAGCGAUGGCUAGUGACUUUGGACCUUCAAUGGUCAAGUCAUAUGGGGAUUUCCCCGAUUAUGAGAGGUUGAAGAACGAAAUUACCGACUUUAUACGGGAAUACAAGUCUGAUCCUAGUUACAGCUUGAACGACCAAGUUGCAGCUGAUUUUUAUGACCAAAGGACUGAAGAUAUAGACCUGUUGAACGAGGAAAACAUGGCCGCUGCUACUGUUCCCAAGUAUAUGUUUCUCUUGCAGAAAGUUGCCAACCGGGAGCUAGAUGAAAUCACAGUUGAAUUGGACGAUAUUAUCAGGUUUGAAAGUUUGUCGAGCGUUUCUAAUGGUUCUAAUUCCCUUGCAAAUGAAAUCACCAAGAAUGCACAUCACUUUGUCGAACUUUUCUGUAGAGUAAUUGACGAAAAUUUGCCUGAGCCUAACAAGCCUGUUGAUGAUAAAGAAACAGUUUUGGAUGUCAUUAUCCAGCAGAGGAAAAUACGUACACGAACUCUUCAACAAGAACGCUCGAGAGAGAACCAAUCAGAUCAUCUAGACCCAACUACAACAACUACCACUACCGAAGAUGUCAAUGACGAAAUGACUACUGCACAUGAAUUGUUCCCACCACAAUUAUUGAGACGCUAUAAUCUCUAUUUCAAACCAUCUACUGGAGCAAGUGGGAAAGCUAGCAAACCACUGAAAAUUCGAAAUGUAAAAGGUGAACAUAUCGGUAAGCUGCUCACCGUUAGGGGUAUUGUAACAAGAGUUUCAGAUGUUAAACCCUCAGUUGAAGUUCAGGCUUACACUUGUGAUGCCUGUGGUUAUGAGAUCUUCCAAGAAGUUAAAACUAAAAACUUUACUCCAUUAUUUGAGUGUCAAUCAAGUAUCUGCUCGCAGAAUCGGAAGGCAGGUAGAUUAUUCCCAAGUACAAGGGCAUCAAAAUUCUUGCCAUAUCAAGAUGUCAAAAUCCAAGAAUCCGCUAGUGAUGUGCCACCUGGUAAUAUCCCAAGGAUGUUGACUAUCCAUGUGAGGGGUACCUUGGUCAGAUCAAUGUCUCCCGGUGAUAUGGUUGAUGUUUCUGGUAUUUUCUUACCUCAGCCUUAUACUGGCUUCCAAGCAUUAAAAGCUGGUCUUUUGACAGAAACUUAUCUUGAAGCCCAAUAUAUUAAACAACACAAAAGAAGAUAUGAAGAUUUGGGUUUAACUGAGGAAGUUAAACUGAAGAUUGAAAACUUAAGAAACCAAGACAAUUAUUACGACAUUUUGGCAUCUUCUAUUGCCCCAGAAAUUUUUGGGCAUUUGGAUAUCAAGAAGGCUUUAUUGCUAUUGCUAGUUGGAGGUGUGACCAAGGAAAUGGAUGAUGGUAUGAGAAUUAGGGGUGAUAUAAACAUUUUGCUUAUGGGUGAUCCCGGUGUUGCCAAAUCGCAAUUACUCAAGUCCAUCUCCAAAAUCGCACCUAGAGCUAUCUAUACUACAGGUAAAGGUUCUUCUGGUGUUGGUUUAACUGCCGCUGUUAUGCGGGAUCCAAUCACAGAUGAGUUGGUCCUUGAAGGAGGUGCAUUGGUUCUAGCUGACAAUGGUGUUUGUUGUAUUGAUGAAUUUGAUAAAAUGGAUGAGAACGAUAGAACUGCAAUCCAUGAAGUUAUGGAGCAGCAAACAAUUUCCAUCUCUAAGGCUGGUAUUACAACUACAUUAAAUGCAAGAACUUCGAUUUUAGCAGCUGCAAAUCCAAUUUACGGCCGCUACAAUACUAAGAUAUCACCAAAUGAAAAUAUCAAUUUACCAGCUGCCUUAUUAUCAAGAUUCGACAUUUUGUUUUUGAUUUUGGACAAGCCGGAUUUAGAUAACGAUAUUAAACUAGCUGAGCAUGUUGCAUAUGUUCAUAUGUUUAACAAACAUCCAAGUAUUGGAUAUCAAACCGUUGAUGAACAAACGAUCAGACAAUUUAUUUCAAUUGCUAGACAGCAUAACCCAAUUGUUACAAAGGAGGCUUAUGAUUAUGUUGUCUCAACUUAUAUCAAAUUAAGGCAAGAGAGUAAAAAAAAUGAGAAUUCCAACAGAUUUUUCUCUCAUACGACUCCAAGAACAUUACUCGGUAUUUUGAGAAUGUCCCAAGCCUUAGCUAGAAUCAGGUUUUCAGACAAAGUUGAUACUGGAGAUGUCAAUGAAGCAUUGAGAUUAGUGAAUGCAGCGAAGAACUCGUUGUAUGAUGAUGAUACAGAAAUUGAAGAAACGUCACAAGAGAAACUUUUUACUAUUAUCAAAGAAUUUAUAGCUAGUGAAAUGCAGGCAAACCAUUCUAAAAUCGUUUCCCUCGAAAGGUUGAAGGAAAUUUGUCGUAUGAAGAAUUUCAGAGAGGAUGAAAUCAAUGAAUGUAUUGAGAAAUACGAAAUGUUGAAUAUAUGGCAAGUCAUUGAUAAUGGUAACUCUUUGACCUUGAUUGACGUCAAUGAUGAGGAUGAUGAUUUGAUGAAUGAGGAUUUAGAAGAGUUUUAA